AUGGAAAGUCUCGAAACGGCGUUAAAACAGGCGGCAGGCACGAAACCGGCAGAGCAGAUCAGGAAUGUGUGCCUGGUGGCUCACGUGGAUCACGGGAAGACGAGCUUUGCGGACUCACUCGUCUCAGCCAACGCAGUUAUUUCUAGUGAGUCUCUUAGGCUUCUUCCUGCCGUGUUCAGUCUCUUUUUUAGGCCGAAUGGCCGGAAAACUCCGCUAUAUGGACAGUCGAGAGGACGAGCAGACACGUGGAAUCACCAUGAAAUCGAGUGGAAUCUCUCUGCUCUGCGAGCCGCUGCUCAUCAACCUCAUCGAUUCGCCCGGACACGUGGACUUCUCCGGAGAAGUGACGUCGGCGCUGAUUCUCUCCGACAUCGCUCUCCUCCUGAUUGACGUCAUUGAAGGAAUCUGCUCGCAGACGGAAGCGCUCAUUCGACAGGUCAUUCGCAACGGACAGGCUAUGAUUCUGGUGAUCAACAAGAUCGACAGACUGCGUGUCGAACUGAAAAUGUCGGCGGCGGAAGCGUAUCAGCACAUGGCACGGCUCAUCGAAAGAGUCAACAGUUGCAUCAGUCAGGUGCUCGGAGGCAUCGUGGUCGAAGACGACACGUGGGGAAACAUCGAGAAAACAGAGGCGAAGCUCCAUUUCAACCCGGUCAAUGGAAAUGUAAUCUUCUCGUCGGCCCUCCAUUCGUACGCAUUCGGAUGUGAAGACUUUGCACAAUUGGCGGCGGAGAAGUUGAAAGUAGAGAAGGCGACGAUCAUUCCGUUCAUGUUCGGAGACUUUUGGCUCAGCUCAACCGGAGACAUCCGAGAAGGAGCUGCCGCCAAAAACAAGGCGACGCUGUUCGAACGAAUCGUUCUGGAGCCACUUUGGAAACUCCAUGACCUGGGACUGGUAGAGAAUGACGUGGCAAAAUUGGCAGAAGCGGGAAGGAAACUCGGAUUCACUUUAAGAUCCAGGAGGGCCAACGAGGCUUUCGAUGAGCUCAUGCGUGCCUGGCUUCCGCUUCCGAGGGCGAGCUUCAGGGCAGUGGCGCGUGCUCCGAACGUUAGAUCGACUUUUGAAACAAAACACCGUCUGGAUCAUCUGACGGGUCAGCGGUUGGAUCAUCCGUUGAGGUAUUUUGUACUCAGAUGCUCGCCGGAAGCGAUGACGAUAGUUUUUGUGGUGAAACUGUUGCAGACGGAAGACAAGAGCCUCACUUCAAGACGGGCGAUUUGCCGCAUUUUGAGCGGAAAACUUAGGAAAGGCGACACGUUGUACGUUUUGCAGCAACAUGUGAGUAUUCUAAAUGGUCCUUCCAGUUGGCUAUGCUCCUCUCAUGCUCACAUCCCUCACAUGCUCACAUUUCAGGCGAACAAUGAGGUGGCAUCCACCAAGAUCGAGCGCAUCUCGAUCCUCCGUGGCCGUGACUCCAUCCCCGUGGAUAUCGUAACCGCCGGAAUGAUUUGUUCCAUCGACGCCCAGAUCCUUCUCCAAAACACGACACUUUGCGAUGCACCAAAAUACCCUUGCUUCAAAAUCGGAUCUCAAACUGGACAAGCUCUGGUUCGUGUCUCGAUUAGCACUCAACAGCUGGAGGACAUGGACGAAUUGCGCGAGAAACUCAAACUUCUCGCUCUUUUGGACACUAGCCUCAAAGUGAUGGAAUUGGAGACCGGAGAGCUGGCGAUGGUGACAGCUGGAGAAGUGCAUUUGCAGAAGUGCAUCAAGGAUCUGAACGAUUUGGGACUUGUGAAUCUGGAUGUUUCGGAGCCGAUCGUGCCGUUCAUGGAGACCGUCAUCGAAGAUCACUCCCUUUCUGCUCAUCAAAUUGCGGAGCAAGAGACAGAGUGCAAGAUUCGCGAUGCUCUGCACAUCAAGCUGCGAGUUGUUCCGCUCGCAGAUGCUGUUGUGGAGGUGCUCGACAAACACGCCCUACUUAUCUCAGCAAUACGACGAGGAGAAGCCGACCAGUCAGAGGUCGACGAAUUCCAGGAGAAGUUGACUGCAGUGUGCACUGAACACCUUCCAACACUCAAGGGAUCGUGGUGGUACCGCAAACCGAAAGAGUUCAUCGAAAUGAUGAUCGAACGGAUCUGGGCAUUUGGACCGGAACGCGCACGCGCCAACAUUCUCUUCAACAACGUUCAGAACUACGAUCGUGACCUCGUCUGGCGACCAACCGAACUCGGAGUACGCCCACAUGAUCAAGGACUCGUGUCGGGAUUCGAAUUGUUCUGUAACACGGGACCGUUAUGCAAUGAGAUCAUGCACGGCACGACGGUGAUUGUGGAGGAGUGGACAGUCGACGGGGAGGACGGAGCCAUCGGAGGGCAGAUGACGACGGCGAUGAAGGCGACAUGCGUGGCGGCGGCAAAGAAGUUGGCGCUCCGAAUGGUGGCCGCCAUGUACAGGUGUACGGUCACGACUUCCAGCGGAGCACUCGGAAAAGUGCACGCCGUUUUGUCGCAGAGAAAGUCGAAGGUGGGCGACUAGACCUUUAGGAAUCAUCGGGUGUUCUUUCAGGUGCUCUCCGAAGACAUCAACGAAGCGACGAACCUGUUCGAAGUGGUCUCUCUGAUGCCAGUCGUCGAGUCGUUCUCAUUCUGCGAUCAACUUCGCAAGUUCACCUCGGGAAUGGCUUCCGCCCAAUUGCAGUUCUCUCACUGGCAAGUCAUCGAUGAAGAUCCAUACUGGACUCCGUCGACUAUCGACGAGAUCGAAGAGUUCGGACUGAAAGGCGAUUCGCCGAAUCAUGCGAGAUGGUACAUGGACGCGGUGCGGCGGAGGAAAGGACUGCCGACGGAGGAUCUGAUUGUCGAGUCGGCCGAGAAGCAGAGAAAUCUAAAGAAGAAUAAGUAA
Molecule: messenger RNA, 2845 nt
Organism: Caenorhabditis sp. 36 PRJEB53466
Lineage: Eukaryota; Metazoa; Nematoda; Chromadorea; Rhabditida; Rhabditidae
Source: the annotation of a GenBank genome assembly